AUGUCAACAGUGAAUGAGACAGUGAAUGGCACUGGGGUGGAGGAGACAGCAUGGUCCCAGACUGAAAAGUCCGUUUUAGUGCCAAUACUAAGUGCUGAGAUGGUUCUUGGCGCUCUGGGAAAUGGGCUUGCUCUCAUUGUUAAAGUUGUGCGUAGGAAUCAGUUUCAAUGUAUAUACUGGUUUCCCUUUGCCAGUCUCACGCUCUCAGACUUCAGCUGCUCUGUCCUCAUCAUCUCUGGCUCCCUGUUGGCUGUUCUAACGGGAGGUCAGAGGUCACCGUGGUGUGAGUUGGUCAGUCUGCUCAAGUUCACCUUCAUGACUGCCUCUAUUGGAAGCAUAGCGGUACUCUGUGUCCAGCGCUUCUUGGGUGUUCCCUCCACAGGAAGUGGCCUGUCUGUCAUCAUGGCACUGGCCUGCUUGGCAUCCUGGUUGACAGGGAUUAUAUUUGGAGCAGUCCCAGUGAUUUAUGACUGGAUCAAGUACGACCCGUCAGAGAUGCUGUGUGCUGUGUUCUGGGAAAGCAGUUACUCAGACAUGCUGGUUUACAUCCUCUGUGCCUUCUCCAUUUCAAUCUUCAUCCCGUUUCUCCUCAUGCUCUUUUGCCCUCUCCUGACCUCUGCUGGAUGCUCGAAGAACUGCAGCCGAAGCCAAGAUGAUCUCUCUUCUGUCACUCCUUUAAUAGUGAUGUUCUACCUGCUCUGCUACACCCCAUUCGCCGUGUCAGAGUUGAUACUGCUCGGGAGGCUGGACCUCUCGCCAUCUCCUGAUUGGCUGCGGACGCUGUCGUCAGUCAUGGCUUACCUCGACUGUGGUCUGAACCCCAUCAUCUACUGCACCAAUCAGGACUUCCGGGAGGCGGUGCUUGGGUUGAUUUGGACCAGUCGAAAGUCGAGCCUUCCUGAGCCUGUUUUGACCAGUAUGAGAAAACUGGAGGCAUGA
Molecule: messenger RNA, 939 nt
Organism: Chanos chanos (milkfish)
Lineage: Eukaryota; Metazoa; Chordata; Actinopteri; Gonorynchiformes; Chanidae
Product: beta-1 adrenergic receptor
Exons: 7
Coding region: 1-939 (312 amino acids)
Biological process (GO): G protein-coupled receptor signaling pathway
Cellular component (GO): membrane
Molecular function (GO): G protein-coupled receptor activity
Source: RefSeq, a predicted model, not a curated record